UGGAAGCUGCAACUUAUCAAGGCCCAACCUGAGUCUAAGUUGAUCCAGUUCCAAAGGGAGUUUGCAUCAGGAUAUGAAGAUUUGCUGGAGGAUGGAAUGUGGAAUGGAUGGUACAAUCUGUGCAAUGUUCUCCAUUGGUACAUUCACAAAAUUGAUGAAUAUGUGAAAAUGUACAACUCCAGCAAGCCACCUCCUGGCAUCAAUAGAGAAAACCCUUUGCCUGUGGGCAUUCCCAUGGAGAUUCUUCAUCAACCCAAGCAAUUCAAUGCUCAAGAUUUCAAGGUGACUAUGUGUGUUUGUCCUCUACACAAGCCAAUGCUCUUAACUAACUCCUUGCCAGCUGUUGGCAAACCCAAGAUUACCCUUGCAUUGUUUUGGAACAUGUAUUUGGCCAUUCUAUGCUGCUUGGAGGUGAGCUCUAGCAGGGACCAAAUCCAUGUGGUGUUAUUGUCUCAUAUGGAACAAGAACUCAAUCUAGCUGAUGACCAUAUUGAUGUGAUGCCAAAUAUCAAAGGUUACAAUAAAUCAUCAGAUGCUCUUCCUGGGUUGCAGGACAAUGGAAGAGCAGAGGAGGGCAGAACAAUUCAGUAA
Messenger RNA from Dacryopinax primogenitus, 591 nucleotides. RefSeq lists its product as uncharacterized. The transcript has 3 exons. Lineage: Eukaryota; Fungi; Basidiomycota; Dacrymycetes; Dacrymycetales; Dacrymycetaceae. The annotation marks the transcript as partial. The record is from RefSeq and is a predicted model, not a curated record.